This is a messenger RNA of Linum trigynum, 959 nucleotides long. Lineage: Eukaryota; Viridiplantae; Streptophyta; Magnoliopsida; Malpighiales; Linaceae. The record is from the annotation of a GenBank genome assembly.
CAGUUGAGGAGGAAGCUCCAAGGAAGGUCUAUGGGGAGUGGAUGAUCGCGAAGCCGAAACGUAAGGAGGGUGGAGUGACUACCCCCAAGUUGAAGGAGCCCCAACCUCAGCCGACGGCAGAGAGACAAACGAAAAGGCCAGAGAAGCCAACUCGGGCUCAGGAGAAUGCAGGAUCUCGAUGCCGAGGGCUAGAAUUGGAAGUGGGGUCAGACGAGGAGGAGGGGACUGAGGAGAUCGAGAUGGAGGCCCCUCCUAGUGAGGACCUUACGGGACAAACAUCUAUGCAUGUGGAAUCAGGGAUCGAGGGCAUCCAAAAGGGGAACAAUAUCGGAAAUGCAAGUGAUACGUUGCAUGAACCUUCAUCACCAGACACGAGUGAGACGUCCAAUGCUCCCAAGGAGAAGAAAAGCGAGAAUGAUGCCCCGCCAUCUGCCCCGCAACAGUCCCGACCCCAACUAGUGAAAGUUCGGAUUCAACAAGUUAAUCAUCUCCAUAAAGAGUUGGCUAGCAAUGCUGGGCGAACCGGAGGCAACCUUCCUAUUGCUGAUUCUAGGACGCCAGCUCAUCUGAACCACCCGGUCCAUAAGAAAGGGGGUGGCCAUGGACCUAACCAAGGGCAUGGCCCACCGGAGAACAACCAUACAAACCAAAAGAACGGCAGCACCGGGAAGGGCGCUCAACAUGGCAAAGAGUAGGGAAUGUCAGGGGGGCCCACUGCCCCCCUGUAAAGAAUCGUUGAUCUAGAGUGUGGAGCUCCUCCGCUUUGCUCAGGGAAGUCUCUUCCUUUCUCGUUUGUUAGCAUUUUGUAAUGAUAGAUAUACUUUCAUGGAAUUGUCAAGGGGAAGGCGCCGAUGAGUUUGUCCCUUUAUUUUACUCGUUUGUGGGUUCUACGAACCCGGAUAUGGUUUUCAUUCUUGAACCUCGUAUUAGCGGUGUAACCGCGCGUAAUGUUAUUGCCC